AUGCCUCAAAGAGAGAGAGUCCAGAGGGAGAGGGAGGAGCGAAUGGGCAGAUCCACCACUGUUCCGCCUGGUGAAAAUCCGGCAGAAACGUACCACCGGUUAAAGGGUCUGUAUCGUCGUUGGAUCCGACCGGAGGAGCACACCAAGGAGGAGAUUGGAGACGCCAUCAUCCUGGAGCAGUUUCUACGCGUCCUCCCAGGCGAUAUCCGAACCUGGGUAAUGGAGCAUGAGCCGAAGGAGGGGCUAGCGGCUGCCAAACUGACCCAGCAGUACAUCAACGCCAGGAAAGGAGCACGUCAACCAACUCCACCACCAAGGUUUCCACGCCGCGAGGGUCCAACGGAAUGGGAGAGUCCUGCCAAGUCUGCCAGUGACCAGAGUAUCGUGCAAUAUGUGCUGGAGAUGAGGGAACGGCUGGUGAAAUACCAGGAGGAAGCAACCCACAACCUCACUGAGGCCCAGAGAAGCCAGAAGACCUGUGUUCCCGCCCUCAUCCUUAUUUCCUGCCUUCCGAUUGGUCAGCUCCUGCUCAUCCGUCCCCAUCAUAUCAGCACCAUCUGUUUUGGACUCCGCACUUUCCGAUUUCGCAUGGCUAUUAGUCACAUCCUGCUCAGUCGUUCUUCAGAGCUGACCCAGCUGCUGGCCUCAGAGGUGCCUCCAGAGCCUCUUCGUCCAGAGAAGGAUCGAGUGGUGUUUUUUCAGCGGCUCGCAGUUUUCUAUGUGCGUUACCUUCAGGUCUUUCGAAACCUAGAGGUAGCUUACGACCAGGUGGUGCACCCUCAGAAGAGAGUACUCAUUCGAACCAAUCUCGAUGGUGUCAUAGGACGACUGCUGGAGUUGAAGAAUGAGAUGGUCGAAAAAGAGUAUUCUGAAUAUCAUUACAUGGAUGAUGUGUUACAUGAUUUAAAACUGACACCAGAAAAUCUGGAGAUACCUAUCCCACAACAUUUCAUAAGUGAAUACAGCAAAGACGUGAAAGAACGUAAAGAGAUGGUCACAAACAUCCUGAAAACCAUGGCGAUCACUGAACGCCCACAAUUCUGGAGAGGCUUUGUGGAAAGAAAGAAAACACAGAUUGCCAGAGAGCAGGAGGAGAUUCUUUUGGGAAUGGCUAUGGACCCUAAAUAUUAUACAAAACUUCCUACAGAAAUCACAGCUCUAGAAAACGAGGCUCAGACGCGGAUCAAACAAAAAGAGUACGAGGAAGACUAUCAGAAGUCCAUCGUUGCCGUCAAAAGCCAACUCAAACACGUGGAAGGGCAGGACAUCAGCCAAACUAUGAAAGACCAAAUCAGACAGUGGUUUUUCGAAUGCCGAGACGCAACAGGUACAUUUCCAGAUUACCCAGACGACGAAGAAGGAGGAUCUGCACUGAUUUUUACUGAGAAAAACCCACAACAAUUGAUGGAAGAAAUUGCUGCAAAAGAAGAGGAGGAAGCUAACGCCAAACCAAAAGGCAAAGAGGAGAAGGGGAAAAAGGACAAGGGCAAAGCUGUAGAAGAUGAAGAGGAGGAGGGGCUGAAAAUGCUGCCAUCUGCUUUUUUGGCUGACCUGGUUGUAGGCAACAAAAUGUACGACGAUUAUUGGAGAAGUCGCGACGAAUCCAAAAACUAUAUUCAAAAGCACGUUGUGGAACUGAUCAAAGAAGAGAAAAGGAGAGAAAUAGAAGCGGAGGUUCGCCUGCAGGUGGACGAGCAGAUGCGUCAGGAGCUGGCUGAAUGGAAACUCUCUGUAGACAAAGAGAAACUCGUUAAAGCCAAAGCUAACGCCAAAAAAAAGAAAGGCUCCAAAAGUGGGAAAAAGAAGAAAAAGGAGAAGGAUCUCACUGCGGACCGAACUCUAGAGUCUCUGUGUAAAGAGCUGGCAGAACAAGGCCUUUUGAAACAACCGGAUGACGUCAAAAUGAAAGACUUUUUAGGAGACUACAGUUAUCUGGGCACCACACUGAGGCAGAAUGACAUCGAGCCCAUGCCGUCUCUGUCCGAUGUGCGUCAGGUUUUGUCUCUUUAUGCCAUUCUGCCUUUAGGCUCCCAGUUUGUCCAUGAAAGAGCUCCGUUGAUAAAAGCCAUCUUGUUGGCCGGCCCAGCAGGCGUGGGCAAGAAGAUGCUGGUGCAUGCGGUCUGUCAGGAAACAGGAGCAAACUUAUUUGAUCUGUCUCCCCUCAACACGGCAGGAAAGUACCCAGGCAAGAGCGGAGCCGCAAUGAUGCUCCACAUGGUGUUCAAGGUAGCACGUUUGCUGCAGCCUUCUGUUAUUUGGAUUGGAGAUGCAGAAAAAAUGUUUUACAAAAAGGUUCCAAAAGAAGAAAGAGAGCUCGACCCUAAACGCCUGAAGAAAGACCUGCCUAAAGCUCUGAAGUUAAUCAAAGGAGAAGAUCGAGUGCUUAUCAUCGGAACGACCAACGACCCUCUGAGCGCCGACAUCAAAGGACUGUGUAAAAUGUACAGCAAAAUCCUGCUGAUUCCCCGACCGGAUUAUGGCUCUCGCUUCAUCUUGUGGAAGCAGCUCAUUCAGAAACACGGAGGCAAACUGACCAAAGCCCUGAAUCUGAGCUCACUGUCCAAGAUUUCUGAUGGUUUCACUGCUGGUCACAUCGUCAAAGUGAUACAGACAGUUAUAACCAAGAGACGCAUCCUUCAACAAGCCCAGGUCCCACUGACAGCGAUGGAGUUCAUCGAGCCAUUAGCCAAAAUUGAGCCAGUAUUUCAGGAGGAAGAAGAGGCUCUCAAGGGCUGGUAUGCAAAGACUCCACUUGGAAAGAAACGUAUUAAAGCUGCCACAGGACAGGACGAGGAGGAGGCUUCAGCUAAACCUGCUAAAGGCAAAGAUGCCAAAAAGAAAGGGAAAUAA
Molecule: messenger RNA, 2850 nt
Organism: Knipowitschia caucasica
Lineage: Eukaryota; Metazoa; Chordata; Actinopteri; Gobiiformes; Gobiidae
Source: the annotation of a GenBank genome assembly